AUGCAGGAGAGUUCUGCCGCUAGCCCUAUUGAAAUCUGUGACAUGGAACGUGAUGUGUUCGAGUCUUUGCUCCAUUUCAUAUACACUGACUCACUUCCAGCAGUGCUUGAUGUGGUGAUGGCCGGCCAUCUGCUCGUAGCAGCUGACAGGUACAACAUUGGCAGGCUAAAGCUAAUAUGCAAGGAGAAAUUAUGCAAUCACAUUGAUUCCAGCAUGGUGGCAACCAGUUUGGUUUUAGCCGAACAACAUGGUUUUCAUCAUCUGAAAGAAGCUUGUUUGAAAUUCCUUGCUACCCCCUCCAAUUUGGAGGCGAUGGUGGCAAAGAGUGAUGGGUAUGAGCAUCUGAAAUCCAGCUGCCCAUCUCUUCUCAAGGAGGUGAUAUCUACAAUCUUGCCCGCUGAACUGAAAGUGACAAAGGAUAUUAUCAUGGCAAUGUGGAAGUAA
Triticum turgidum subsp. durum (durum wheat) is the source of this 444-nucleotide messenger RNA. The record is from the annotation of a GenBank genome assembly. NCBI's taxonomy places the organism in Eukaryota, Viridiplantae, Streptophyta, Magnoliopsida, Poales, Poaceae.